AUGUCAAUCAUAUUGGUUUACGAUAUUAUAAAAGCAAAAUCAUUACAAGGCAAUACAACCCUUGAUGCUUGUGCUAGAUCUUUAUUAUGGUCUGAUGACAUUUUACAACGUGUUGUUUUAGGAAAUCCAAAAAACAUCGUGUUUUCACUUUUACUUGGUCUUGGUGUUGAAAUCGGUUGUUUUGUUGCAGGAGUGUUUAUACAUAAUUGUAGAUAUAUUAUUGAUUCUUCAAUUGGCGUGGUUGAACCAGUUAAAGAUUUGUUUUCAUGUUUAUUUUUUGCCAGCAUAGGACUUCACAUUUAUCCCAGUUUUUUGAUUAAUGAAGCACCAUUAUUGCUUAUACUUACUGCGGGAGCUGUAGGAUUUAAAUUUAUUAAUAGUAGCCUUGCAUUAGCGAUAUUAGGUCAUCCAAUUCAACGUGCUUCAACAAUGGCAGUUGGUUUGGCUCAAAUUAGUGAAUUUGCAUUUGUGCUUGGAAGUCGUGCAAAAGGAUAUGGAAUCAUAUCGAGAGAAGCAUACUAUCUUCUAUUAACAACUACUUCUUUAACACUUGUGGUGACACCAAUAUUAUGGAAUAUAUUAUUCAAUAAAAAAAAAGAUUUUAAUAGUAGUAUUGGUGGUGGCAAUACAGGUGGGGUGAUACCAUUUUCAAUAAACAAUCCUGGAAAGGUUGAAUAA
Messenger RNA from Entrophospora sp. SA101, 678 nucleotides. Lineage: Eukaryota; Fungi; Glomeromycota; Glomeromycetes; Entrophosporales; Entrophosporaceae. The record is from the annotation of a GenBank genome assembly.